ACGAAACCGAACACUGGUUGAGGAAGGUGACAUUUGCUCAGCUGUGAUCAGAUUUGUCGCUCCAAAAGCCUGUAAUUUCGGGCUACUUCAGUGACCAUGGCUGAUGAUGGAGCUGACAAAUCUGAUGAACUGGACUGUAAUUCUGUGAAGGCAGCUCAGAGUGACAAGCAUUAUGAUGCAGACUCUGAAAAUUUCAGUACUUCACAGGGUCUUGAAGCUUCAGCAACUUCUUCAGAUGGAUUUCGCACUCGGCCUGCCCUAUCAUCAGUGUCUUUAGAGAAGGGCUUGUUGUCUUCCUCAGACCAGACUGGGUUCAGCUGCUCCACACCAGUGCCUGGUGACGAAAACCAGGCUUCCAACAGCAAUAGUAACAACCUGGCCUCAGAAGUAGAGGGCUUAAAACCCGGGGAAACCAAUGUCUAUGGCUCAAUGAAAAAAGAUGACAGUGGUAUUGAUGUAGAGAAAUCGCCCACCAGUGUCAAAGACAGUUUGUUGCCUUCUGAUGGUGAAGGGAAUGAAAGUAUUAGUGAGUCAUUGUUCACAGACAGUGCUUCUGGCUCUCGGACUAACUCAAUGAGUGAGUAUAAAGGCAAAGCCACUAUGGAAGAGGACCCCAGUGAGGUGGAUGAUGGAGCCUUUAGUGGUGAUGUUGUCAGUCAGUCUGAGGAAGCAGGACCCCAACCCUGUGAUGGUACAGACAGUUCAGUGUCAGGCCCUGCUGAGGCCGCAGCUGAGAGUGAUGCUUCCAGUGCAGACAUGAGGUCAUCUGUCAAACGUAGAGAACGCAGACGAAGCAGCUCUUCUUCCAGUGAUGAUGCUGAUGAGGAUAGUGCAGAUGAGAAGGCUAAGGAUAAGCCUUCAGAUAGUGAUGAAGAAGACUACUCUGCUUUUGAGACACCAAGAAAACAACCUAAGCACCGCUGGCGAGCUGUGCCUGAGAUGAGACUUCGUGAAGUUGGGAUUGUUAAUACAAAGUCUAAUCUCUUGUUUCAAGAGAGGAUAACUGGUUGUCUACGAAUGGUGCAAAGACUUGAGCUUCAGACGAAAUUGGACUAUCAUGUGGGGUGCGUUAACACGCUGUCUUUCAACAGAAUAGGCACGUUGCUGGCAAGUGGCUCUGAUGAUCUCAACAUUGUGUUGUGGAACUGGGUCAAGAGCAAACCUGUCUUGAUUUUUGACAGUGGCCACAGGAGUAAUGUAUUCCAGGCCAAGUUUAUGCCUUACAGUGGGGAUUGUCACGUGAUCAGCUGUGCCCGAGACGGUCAGGUCAGACUAGGAGAGCUCUCCCUCACAGGGAUCUGCAAGGGAACCAAGAAACUGGCUCAGCACAAAGGGGCAGCUCAUAAGUUGGCUUUGGAGUAUGACUCGCCAUACACAUUUCUGACCUGCGGAGAAGAUGCUGUGAUGCUGGAAAUUGACCUCCGUGUUGACAAACCAAACAAACUGGGAACCACCAAAGAAAACGACCGUAAAGUGGCCCUGUAUUCCAUUCAUUCUAACCCAUCUAACUCAUAUGAGUACUGUGUGGGAGGAAGAGAUCAUUUCAUCAGAAUCUAUGACAAGAGAAGGAUUGAUGAGACUGUGAAUGGAGGGGUACUGAAGAAAUACUGUCCUCAACACCUGCUUAACAGUGACAUUAAAGCUAAUGUAACUUGUGCCUGCUAUAAUUACAAUGGAUCGGAGGUCCUUGGAACAUUCAACGAUGAGGAUAUAUACCUGUUUGACAACAGCCACUCUGAUGGGGCAGAGUUUAUCCACAGAUACAAGGGCCACAGAAACAAUGCCACAGUGAAAGGAGUGAACUUCUAUGGCCCCAAGAGUGAGUUUAUUGUGAGUGGAAGUGACUGUGGCCAUGUGUUCCUCUGGGAUAAGGAGACUGAAGAGGUGGUACAGUUCAUGGAGGGAGAUGUUGGGGGUGUGGUGAAUGUGUUAGAACCACACCCUAUGGCCCCAAUUCUAGCGACAAGUGGUCUGGAUCAUGACAUCAAAAUCUGGGCACCAACAGCUCAGGAGGCUACUUCUUUGAAGGGACUGAGGAAGACAAUGAGGAAGAACCGACGUGAGCGUGAAGAUGAAAGGUCUAAUGAACCCGAGAUGAUUGAUGGGCAGAUGCUCUGGUUCCUUAUGCACCAUAUACGCAGAAGUACCCGGCGAAGAGCUCGUCAGGAUGGGGAGCAUGUGUCCAGUUCAUCAGACAGCAGUGACAUGGAGUCAGACGAGGAUGAAGUAACCCCUGACCGUAUGCAAUGUGCUCCGUCCUAGAGCCUGCCAGCCUACCUGCCUGCCUGGACAACAUUGGCACCGAUGUACAGGAACCACUAGCACAAAAUUCUUCUAGCUUAUGGAAAUAAUGGUUACCUUGGCAAGCUUUGGCGUAGACAUGCUGCCAUGGUAGUCUAGGUAAUCAUAGGCUAAAGGAAGGUUGUGCUAGAAGAUUUAGAAUUUUUGAUGGCUUCACCAGACAGUUAUACUUGUUACCUGUUCGAAUUUGAUUUGGAUACAGAUAAGCAGUCAUACUGCCCUGACUAUGAAACUGGUACCCUGUUAUAAAGCAGUAAUGUUACAGCUGGUCAAAUACACUUGUAAGUGAUUACUGUUUGAGUGAUGUUUAUUUAUUAUGUAUGAAGUUGUGUGAGUUUGUUUCUAUUUUAAUCACGCAACUACCUAACGUUAAAUUUAAGCCUGGCUUAUAUUCAUAAAUAAUCCUAUUUUGUUAAUGAUGUUGCAAAGAGGCCAAACCUACAUCCCGCCCCAAAUCUUAUUUGAUAUAUAUAUGCAUGCACAGAAUGUGAAAUGCUUGCGCUGCUGUAUUCACUAUUCAGUGCUUUUGUCUGAUAAUUUACUUUUUGAAGCCAUAAUCUUGCUUUCUUGACCUGUGUAAAUACUGGCACAAUUUCAUUUAUAUCAGCUAUCCACGAAUAGUCGGUUUUUCGGAAACAUGUUCCACUGUGGUAAUCCUGUAUGUAAUGUGGAAUCUGCGUAUUGAUAGAUUUGUUAUGUGCCAGGAGUUUGAGAAUACACAGGCUGGAUAUGGAGCUAGUGUGGCUGGCCAGCAAGUGUUCAGUAGUUCCAGCCAGAAAGUGGUUAUUGUCAAGACUUGGCUCAUUGGGUUAUUUCUCAAUGUGAUGUACUUUCCCAUACAUGAAUAAAUGUACAUAGCUUGUGCAUGAUUCAGGAAAACACAAAAAUUACUGUGCACAUGUUUCCAUAUCAGCCCUUGGUACUCUGUUGAUCAUUUCAGGUGUUUUUUAUAGCUGUGUGUUAGUCUAUGGCCAUAUUAUAAGACUGAUUCUGUAAGUACCUGUAAGCAUUAAUCUGUUGAUCGUCUUCUGAAAAAACUACAUGAUUGUCUCUACAGGCCCCAGUGACCUCUUACAGACUGGUACCUUGCCCAGAAUUAUGGUCACUUUCUAAGCUGGACUCUUUGUUAAAAACAUAGGAGCCAGUUUAGAAAACUAAACCUGAACUUAAGUGUCUUGUUGACGAAUCUGUCUCGCACUGAAGUUUUGUAGAUUUAUAGAGCUACUCCAAUUCUCAGGCAAAGUGUUUUGUUCAGAACAAAAAUUAAAUUAUGAUUGAAAAAUUCACAAUGUAUUGUUAAAGUGUCCUUAAGAUUCCCAAUUUCUGCAAACAUGCAAAAAUAUGCAUUAAUACCUUGUAAAAGUGUUACUGUUUAGGAAAUCAGUCUCGAUUAUGCUUAUCAGUUAAAACUUUUUUUUUAACACAAUGACUUUGGAACUGGAGUAGCUUUUCAGUAGUGUGUUUUUCUUUGUAAACAUGCAUAAAACACCACUUUUGCUUGGUUAUUGUUUUCAUUUAAAUGAUGUUAAUGUACUCUAAAUUAUGACUUAAAAAAGGAAAUUACUGUUUUAUGUCCACUGCCCCGAAGAAAAUUGAAGGUAUGUUCAUUCAUAUAUCUUUGGAUAAAUAUAUUGUUUAAUAAUUUAAAAACUAAGAUUCUAAUAUGGCACCAAUUUUACAAGUUAAAUUACAAGGAUACCAAGUUCAUUCCUUGCCCUUUUGCCACUGGCGCCAGAACUGAUGCAGUUUCUUGUUCUGUCUUAUUACUGUCAGUUCAUCCAAACUGCUUGUUUUACAGAUUAAAUGGAAGGAAUUUUUGAGUUGUCGUUGGCCUGAAAGCUUUCCCAGGUAGCAGCCCAUGCAUACUGGUGUAGUUUAAGUCGCUUUGUGAAUGUUAACUUUGGGUGUUGACUAAUGUUAUAUGUUCUCCUUACCAACAUCUUGGUGCGUGGCGGUUACAAUGUUUAACAGUUCCUCCUAGCAAUGACAGCUGCCUGUCUCUAUGAUUAACCUGUACAGUAACAACAGAAUGUUUUUUGGACAGGAUUGUUCGAUAAAUAUUGUUAUAAAAAAAUGUCCAACAGUGCUGUUAGGCCUGUUGUGUUCGAAUUAAAGGUUUGUUCAAAGCAAGUAGAACCGUGUUGAGAAAACACAACGUUUUCAAUAAAAUAUUUUGCAAGUA
Messenger RNA from Liolophura sinensis, 4483 nucleotides. RefSeq names its product DDB1- and CUL4-associated factor 8-like. NCBI's taxonomy places the organism in Eukaryota, Metazoa, Mollusca, Polyplacophora, Chitonida, Chitonidae. Gene Ontology annotation, molecular function: protein binding. The record is from RefSeq and is a predicted model, not a curated record. Gene Ontology annotation, cellular component: Cul4-RING E3 ubiquitin ligase complex; cytoplasm. The coding region runs from base 97 to 2262 and encodes 721 amino acids. The transcript is spliced from 14 exons.